AUGUCGGUCCUGGAGCGAGACAAAGGUCACGCGCAAGUCGAGCAAGGCACCCAACAGCUGGCGCAGAAGCGCAUGGAAUUUGUCCAGGAGUUGGCAACCAGACAAGCACCCGUCGCGUUGGCAGCAGGAUUGCUGCAGGGAUUUCGCUUGGAUGGUUUACUUGGAGUGCCUGCAAUGGUCAGCGACCUUCUUGCUGGUAGAGAUUAUUGGCGCCUCAGUCCUGCCCAGCGCGUAGCAGCGCAGCGUCGCUUGUGCUUGGGUGCCCGUGCCAGCUUGGCGCGCAGUAGUGUGGCCGAGGCCCACAGCAUUGAAGAUCAAGACACCUACCAAAACCUGCUGCAGCUGCAGAAAUUGGAAGCAAUUUUGAUAUAUUUAGGAAAAGUCUCAAAGUAUCUCAAAGUCAGGUCGUCAGGUUCCUUUUUUGGAGGGUAA
Cladocopium goreaui is the source of this 432-nucleotide messenger RNA. Lineage: Eukaryota; Dinophyceae; Suessiales; Symbiodiniaceae. The record is from the annotation of a GenBank genome assembly.